Messenger RNA from Pseudovirgaria hyperparasitica, 3884 nucleotides. RefSeq lists its product as uncharacterized. The transcript is spliced from 5 exons. Gene Ontology annotation, biological process: intracellular calcium ion homeostasis; calcium ion transmembrane transport. Gene Ontology annotation, molecular function: calcium:proton antiporter activity. NCBI's taxonomy places the organism in Eukaryota, Fungi, Ascomycota, Dothideomycetes, Acrospermales, Acrospermaceae. The record is from RefSeq and is a predicted model, not a curated record. The coding region runs from base 422 to 3772 and encodes 1116 amino acids. Gene Ontology annotation, cellular component: endomembrane system; membrane.
AUGACGUGUGGAGUUGCGCGCGGACCAACCAUUAGGCAAAAUUAAAGCUUGAAGGGCCGUAGGUGUAGUCGGUUGAUGCUUGGGACUUCGAAGCUAAACUCCAGUCGUCACUUGUGAGAGAGAGCUCUGCUCUCCACGUGCAACACUGCUGCAGCUUCCCCGCUACAUUUGAUAAUCAACUUAUCACUCCUACAUUGGCCGACCAAGCAUGCAGUGAUAUCUUCCUCAUGACCAUUCAGUCUUACAUUCCUUGUCGAACACGCGCACUUUCUGGGCCCGGCCGCAGCUCUUCGACACGCCGGCAGGCUGAGGACGCGCUGUGCCAUCCUUCGUUUGAGCAGCAUAGUCCGACGCGAUAGUCUCGAUCCCUACCAUCGCGUAAAGAAUCUCGGUCCACGAUCUAAACACCAGGCCCGUGACAAUGUCUGAUCCAAAGAGACCGAAAAGCUCUGCUGGCGAAGAAGCUGCAGCUUCAGCGAGGGCAACGGACUGGAGCGCGGUCCAAGAGAGCUCUACCCAGUCGCCAGCUACGGAACGAAGACAUCACAACCGGUCACAGACGUCCACCUCCGUAUAUGGAACGAUAUCUGGCAACACAACCCGUACUGGCUCAACCUCCGUCGAGCCUUCACCACAACAAUCGCGCCCCAAAAAACCUGGUAUGGGACGCCGGCCCUCCUCUCACCGCAAUCAACAUUUCUCUGUCCAUGAUGCCCAGGAGGAGGUGGACGAAGACAUGGCGAAGAUUAGACAAGCAAGACAGUCAUCUGGCACUCUCAGGCGGCAGCCCUCGACCGUACGGAGGAGAGUGACCGCGCAACCACCUAAGCUAUCGACAGUCGAAGGUGACGAUGAUGAGCCGAUGUCACCUCGCGAGGUGAGUCUGUCUGGUCCAAAGUCUCCAGAUGACAAUGUAACAUCUGGAGAAGAGGCAACCGUUGUAGCUGGUGAGGAUGAAGAAGAAGAAGAAGUAGAAACUCCGGGUGCAGACGACGAUGAUGCCGACCUUAGCGAUGCAGAGAGCUUUACUUUGCGAGACAGGCAACAAGCCAUCAACGAAACACAUCCCUUUGGUAUCAGGAUCUGGAAGCCAGCACUCUACAAGAAGGACCGAUCUGUACAGAAGAACGCUGAAGGAGACAUCCACUCUACACCCGGACUGUUCGUGAGUCGUUGGCUAGUUCUGUUCAACUUCAUAUGGUCGAUUCUCUUCGGAUGGUGGCUUGCGGCCAUUGCUGCUGCCGGUGGUCUCUUCUGUUUACUCUUUGGGUUUCAAGGGAGUUGUGUCGAGUAUGGAACUGUGCUGUUGGGCCUAGCGCGGUAUUUGAUCUAUCCGUUUGGCAAAUAUGUUCGACUUAUCCAGGAUGAAGCAUACGCCGAGGAGGAUGAGGGUGAAGGAAGAAGCAUCAGUGAAUACGAGCAAUGGCAGAGUGGAGACAUCGAAGAAGGUCGACUCUUUUUCGGACCGAUCAACAUACAGGGCUCUAUCAUCGGACGAAGACGGAACAGUAUCGACUCGACAGCCUCCGAGACCCAGAGUCUACUUGGACGGACCGGACGUGGUAACAGUAAUUCGAAUGACAAUGAUACCCGAAAGCGACGUCUGUUCGGUCGCGGUAAAUGGACGCUCGGUCGCAUCAUCUUCUUCAUCGCCUUCUAUGGUCUAUUGGCACCGUCCCUCCUGCUCGUCUCCGGUAUAUGCUGGCUCUUGGUUUUUACAAUACCUAUGGGCAAGGUGACUUUACUACUAUUUGAUCAUAUGCGACGGCAUCCACUGGCACUCUCCUUCCACGCUGAUGGUUCUGAUGUCCGACGGGGUGGCGAGCAGUCUUCCUCGAUCUUACUGUGCACAUACCGUGCUGUUGGCACCAGAUAUUGGAAAUACACAAUUGACGGUACAAACAUCUUCCUCAUCAACUUGCUCGGAAUUGUUGCUUUCGUCAUUUUCGAUUACUGGGUGCUUGGGGUAGCUCUUGGAAUUAGAAACGCACUCACAAGCUCAGGCUUCGUCUUUGUGCUUGCACUGUUCUCAAUCAUACCUUUGGCCUACUUCAUCGGACAAGCUGUGGCUUCAAUUUCGGCCCAAUCAUCUAUGGGCAUUGGUGCUACCGUCAAUGCACUGUUCUCCACCAUUGUGGAAGUGUUCCUGUACUGCGUUGCGUUGAAAGAGGGUAAGGCGCAACUGGUCGAAGGCAGUAUCAUCGGCAGCAUCUUUGCUGCUAUACUGUUUCUCCCUGGGUUGUCCAUGUGCUUUGGUGCAUUGAAACGAAAGACUCAAAGAUUCAACGUCAGAUCAGCAGGGGUGACAUCUACCAUGCUACUCUUUGCCAUUAUCGGUUGCUUCAGUCCUACGCUAUUUUACCAGAUCUACGGCAGUCACGAGCUCAAUUGCCAUCAAUGCGCUCAUCACGCCUACACGGGCGAUCGCGACUGCAGACGAUGCUACUUUUCCCAGGCUCCAGCCAUACAUGAUCGCUUUUACAAAGAAGCGCUGAAGCCGUACAUCUGGUUCUGCUCCGUUCUUCUGUUUCUCUCAUAUGUCGUUGGCCUGUUGUUCACGUUGAGAACUCAUGCCGCGGUCAUCUGGAACAACGAGAUAGAUGAAAAGAAGCCCGAGAAGCAUGAUAUGACCAGUAGUCAGCUGAGCACUAGUGGACAUUUCGAGCACCCUCACACGCUGAAUCUCCAAUCAUCCUUUGAAGCUCACAGUGGCACAUCGCGAUCCGAUAUCCGACAAACACAGUUGUACAAGCGUAUUCUAGGACAAUCUCUCAAAUCUGCAGGUCUUACAACUAGCGGGGAAGUCAUUCACGAAAACCAUAAGAAGUCUUCGACUGCUCCCAGCACCAUACCGUCCACACCACAUGUCGUACCGCCGAAGGCUGACGGUGAGAUGGCACAGCCCGAAAGUCUUCAUGUCGAAGGCCUGUCGGAUGAGCAGAACAAUGCAAUCACCCAGUGCAUCGCUGAAAUAGCCGCCACUGCCGCUGCUGUGGCUGCUCGUGAUGCAACGAAGGCGCCACGAAAGGUAACACAGGCUGCUGCCACGGUACGAGCACAUAGCCACCGAGGCUCGACUGUCGAAGAGACGCAUGCCCAUGGUGAAGCACCAGCUGAGCAGGCAGCCGGUGGUCACGACGCCCCUAAUUGGAGUCGCAAGAAGAGUACGGCCAUCCUUCUCAGCGCAACUGUCGCCUAUGCAAUCAUUGCUGAGAUUCUUGUGAAUACUGUCGAUGCUGUGCUCGAAAAUGUGGAUAUCGACGAAAAGUUCUUGGGUAUUACGCUUUUCGCACUGGUUCCGAAUACAACGGAAUUUCUUAACGCUAUCUCGUUUGCAAUGAACGGUAACAUUGCUCUGUCCAUGGAGAUCGGCUCCGCCUACGCCCUUCAAGUUUGUCUGCUUCAAGUACCCGCAUUGGUGCUGUUCAGUGCUUUCUACGGUGCAUCUGGUCUCGUCGAUUCCAAAGAAGUCAUACACCAUACCUUCACUCUUAUUUUCCCGCAAUGGGACAUGGUUACGGUAGUGCUUUGCGUCUUCCUUCUAUCGUACGUAUACGGUGAGGGGAGAAGCAACUACUUUAAAGGGUCUAUCUUGAUUCUGGCAUACCUCGUCGUCACUGUCGGAUUCUACUUGUCGUCUUUCAACGAAGCGGGCCUGAAUGGUGUUGAUCCGUACGAUACACUGGCGCUUGGUGGUCUUUUAGAGAGUACGCGAUUUGAGUCCUCCAGCUUCAAAGUCAAGGGCAGUGGCACUCACGGCCGGGCUUUCUAGCGACGACGACUCUGAUUUGCGUUGUUGCUUCUUCCCGGCUGCGCAUUUGUGGCAUCUUAAUCAAGUUGAGACUCGAACUUUCAUCUCUGCAUUGCAUAGCGAUCGAUGAUAC